AUGGGCUCUCGGACUUAUAGAUUUGUUGAGGAUUCUUCGAGUGAUUUCUCGAGAACCGAAGGAUUCUUCGAGUACUUUUCCGAGUGUUCUCGUUUUCUAUUAACGCCUUCUAUCUGCUCUGGCCGUGGUCCAGUAUUUGGUCGCAAGACUUUCCAGCAUCUUCGCGGACCUUCCAAAGAGGAAAAAAACACAUCAGCAAAAUCUAAUGUUUUAUUAAAUGAAUGUUUGCAACUCAUUACAUUUGUGGGCUGUUCUGCUCUAAUUGAAACCUACACCAAAUCCAUAAAGAAAAAAGUAAUAUCACAAAUAUGUGAUUCGAGUCUUUUUGGAGGUCGACAAAGCAACAUCUUUGAUCUUUUUACCCUCCAACUCCGAGACCCUAUAAGAGAUUUUGCUUUCCGUUCUUUACUAACUUCUGCCCGUUUCCUCCCAUGUUGUCGAGAAACCUCAGCUUUUGCCAACAUCCAAAUCGAUUGGAAGGAGACACCAAAAGCCCACUUACUUAAGACGGAUCUCCCAAGACUGAAGAAAGAGGAAGUAAAGAUUGAAGUUAAAGAUGGAAGAGUGCUUCAGAUAAGCGGAAAGAGGAAUUCGGAUAAUGAAGACAAGAAUGACACAUGGCAUAGGCUGGAACGCAGCAGUGGCAAGUUCUUAAGAAGUCUUGGGCUGCCGGAGAAUGUAAAGAUGAAGGAGAUUAAAGUUACAAUAUUGGAGAAUGAAGUUCUCACCGUAACGAUUCCUAAAGAAGAAGUCAAGCAGCCUGAUGUCAGGACUGUUGAGAUUUCUGGUUAAUUACAUUCCUUUGCAUCUUCGAUGGGAAUGGAGUCUUUUUGCUUGUUCUGUUGGUUUGCAGUUUUGUGUUUUUGUUUUUUUUUUUUGCCUAUGCUUCGAGUGUGAAAGUUGACUAACACUAUU
Juglans microcarpa x Juglans regia is the source of this 915-nucleotide messenger RNA. RefSeq names its product 17.3 kDa class I heat shock protein-like. The coding region runs from base 1 to 792 and encodes 263 amino acids. Gene Ontology annotation, biological process: response to salt stress; protein complex oligomerization; response to hydrogen peroxide. The record is from RefSeq and is a predicted model, not a curated record. The transcript has 4 exons. Lineage: Eukaryota; Viridiplantae; Streptophyta; Magnoliopsida; Fagales; Juglandaceae.